AUGGAAAUGGUUGCUCUAGAAAACCAAACUAUUAAAGAAUUUGUCCUCCUUGGUUUCCAUGACAUAGCUGAGCUGCAUCUCCUUUUCUUUAUUGUGUUCACUGUCAUCUACAUCUCCACUGUCAUGGGGAAUGUGCUAAUCAUUGUGGUGGUGGUUAGCUCACAGAGGCUCCACACACCCAUGUAUUUCUUCCUGGCUAACUUGUCCUUCCUGGAGAUCUUCUACACCUCCACAGUGGUGCCAAAAAUGCUGCAGGGCUUCUUGCAGAAGGCAGCCAUCUCUGUGGCUGGAUGCUUGCUCCAGUUCUUUAUCUUCGGUUCUCUAGCCACAGCUGAAUGCUUCAUGCUGGCCGUCAUGGCCUAUGAUCGAUACCUGGCAAUCUGCUAUCCACUCCACUAUCCCCUUCUGAUGGGGCCCAGAGGGUGCUUGGGGCUGGUGCUCAUAGCUUGGUUCUCUGGUUUCAUGGUGGAUGGAUUGGUUGUGGCCCUAAUGGGCCAACUGAGGUUCUGUGGCCCCAGCCAGAUUGACCACUUUUACUGUGACUUCAUGCCUUUGAUGGGCCUUGCCUGCUCAGAUCCCAGCAUUGCCCAGAUGACAACAUUUGUUCUCUCUGUGGUCUGCCUCACUAUCCCCUUUGGACUGAUUCUGACAUCCUAUGCCCGGAUUGUGGUAGUUGUGCUAAGAGUCCCUGCAGGGGCCCAGAGGCAGAGGGCUUUCUCCACUUGUUCCUCCCACCUGGCAGUAGUGUCCACCUUCUAUGGAACUCUCAUGGUCUUGUACAUUGCACCGUCUGCCGUCCACUCCCCACUCCUCUCCAAGGUCUUUGCUCUGCUCUACACUGUGGUCACCCCUCUUCUCAAUCCUGUGAUCUACACCCUAAGGAAUAAGGAGAUUCAUCAUGCACUGCAGAGGCUUUUGUGUAUUAAGCACAUUGAAACACCUGAUUGA
This is a messenger RNA of Mustela lutreola (European mink), 948 nucleotides long. RefSeq names its product olfactory receptor 11A1. Gene Ontology annotation, cellular component: membrane. Gene Ontology annotation, molecular function: G protein-coupled receptor activity; olfactory receptor activity. The coding region runs from base 1 to 948 and encodes 315 amino acids. The record is from RefSeq and is a predicted model, not a curated record. The transcript has a single exon. Gene Ontology annotation, biological process: G protein-coupled receptor signaling pathway. Lineage: Eukaryota; Metazoa; Chordata; Mammalia; Carnivora; Mustelidae.